CCGGCGUGUUUUGCUGAGUGUGGUUGGCUGCGUCGCUGCUCUAUCUUAAAGCUGCAUUUUCAAGUACUCUGGGCAUCCCAGAGUCUCUAUUUCAGCACGCAAUGACACAACGUGAGUGAGGCGGGAGAAAGAAAAUACCGGCAGAAGAAAACGUGGGGGUGAGAGACGAGAAAAUAUGGUCAAGGGGCGACCCAAUGGAAAGGAAGAGGGGCUGCCGAGAUAUGUACACAGAGGCCUUCGAAAUGCUCUUUCUAAUGCCCGUGAAGGGUGCAGCUGGGGCGUCGCUUCUCCUCGUCGCGAUGGCUAAUCACACCUGCAGGAGGAGACAAGCGCUAUUCAGGUGUCCGAUGGCUGGGUACGUGGCAGCACUGAUCCCCGGUGAGGAGGAGGCCGUGCUGGCGACUCGUGCAGCAUUCGGUGAGGAGGAGGCGGUGCUGGCGACUCGUGCAGCAUUCGACAGAGGGAGACGAAAAGCGAAGGAAAAGUCUGCGCCCUCACAAGUUAAGAUCUGAGUUUUCUUCUUUCUCAUUUUCUUAGUUUUUAGUUGAAUCUUACGCCGAUGUAAUAGGAAACCUUAUGAUAGAGUUCAGCAGAUAAAAAUUACGAUAAAACCCAAAGAUAGAAUAAAAGUGAGUUUGAAAUUAGGCUAAAUAGUAGUUUUUAUAUGAUUAAAACUAAAAUCUUACAUCAUGUUUCUUUUUUUUUUCUUAAUGUAAAGAGGGCUGCUGGCUAAGGGCAAUAAAAAUAUGAGUAAAAAAUUUCACUUGAAUGCAAGGUCCAAAAUAAUCAAUUAUUAGUGGGUAAAUGUCUUGAAACCUUCCUCUUGAAAGAGUUCAAGUCAUAGGAUGAGGAAAUACUGAAAUAGGCAGGGAGUUCACAGGAAGUUAAUUUAUGUAUGCGUGACUGCUUACGGAAAUAAAUAAAUUUGUGACGGUAGAAGUUAAUACAUUUUACAUUUUUAAGACCUUGAAAAUCACAAGUCCUCAAACACACUGACGAAUAAAGUUUACAUAUAACACAUAAAUGGAAUGAAAAGGGAGGAGAAUAAACAUUAGACAAAAAAAAAAUUGAUCUGUACAUUUAAUUCCAGGCUAAACCUCAGUGAUCUUGUUCUAUGUGUGUUAUUUGUCCCGUCCUCUCUUGUGUGGUGUCGCAGGAAAAAAAAAAUCCAUGCUGACUUACCUGUAGGGUAGGUAAUAAGACCUCUUACCUUGGCAUUGGAAGA
This is a messenger RNA of Scylla paramamosain (green mud crab), 1225 nucleotides long. RefSeq lists its product as uncharacterized. The record is from RefSeq and is a predicted model, not a curated record. Lineage: Eukaryota; Metazoa; Arthropoda; Malacostraca; Decapoda; Portunidae. The coding region runs from base 195 to 512 and encodes 105 amino acids. The transcript has 6 exons.